Besnoitia besnoiti is the source of this 7194-nucleotide messenger RNA. RefSeq lists its product as uncharacterized. Gene Ontology annotation, molecular function: DNA-binding transcription factor activity. Bases 1 to 7194 code for a protein of 2397 amino acids. Lineage: Eukaryota; Apicomplexa; Conoidasida; Eucoccidiorida; Sarcocystidae. Gene Ontology annotation, biological process: regulation of DNA-templated transcription. The transcript has 4 exons. The record is from RefSeq and is a predicted model, not a curated record.
AUGUCGUCAGGUUUAGCCUCUUGCGGAGUGAGGACGGCUGAGGGGGCUGGAAACCCAUCGGGAGUUCGGAUCGCGACAGCAGAGGAACGCCAGCUGUUUCCAGCUACAUUUUUGAAUGGAACAGGAUCCUCUCUGGGAAUGGUGGCAGCCGGCUUAAAGAAUGCAGGCCACGGGGGCUACGCCGUCGCGCCUUCAGCAGCCGCCGCGACUUAUGUGCCUCAGUCCCUGUCAUCGCUUCCAACGCAGGCAUGCAUGGUGCUUGCGGGCUGCCAGGAUAUGAGCGGCAUGUCGACCCCUUUGAAUGCCACGGAUAUGAUUUCGCCUUCCUCCUGCUCGACCUCUUGCACGGCGAGUCCUGACGCAUCGCCCUCUGCGGCUACGUCGUCCUCAGGCGCAGGCGUUAAUGCUUCUUUCUCUGCGGCAGCGACUACCGGCUGCGCGGCGUCAGUGGCGGGCGCCGGGAAGUCCUCCGCGCAAACUUCGUUGCGAACUGCUUCUCUGCCUCAACCUUCAGUGCUUCGAGCGUCUGCGGGUCUGGUGACGCCGGUUACUUCAACCGCCGAUUUGCUCAGCAGCUUGUCUUCCCACAAGGAUCCGUGGCUUCACCUCCUCCUUGCCGGCAGUGCCACAUCCCCAAGCCGUGCAGACGUCGUCGCGGCCCUGAAAACGAAUGGCGGCAAGAGCCUCGGCCUCGGAGGCGCUUCGCCGCUCUCGUCGAGCAAGAAGGAAGAUGGAACUCCUUCCGCUUUUUCCUCCGUCGCCCCUGUUGGCGGAAGGAUGCCUCUGUCCUUACCCCUGGUCGGAAGUAAUUGUGUCUCUGUUCAUCCUGAGAUCGCACGGAGUGGCAGUCUCACAUGCGAAUCACCUGCGGCAGCAGGAAUGGAUGCAAACAGCGCAACGCACGCCGCUGCGCUGGCAAAUCUCCUUCAGGCUCAGGGCGUCGGUUUCGACAAGGCAGCGACGGAUAGCAGAGAGGAAGACGCGGCGAUGCUCUUUCUUCAGCAGUUUCCUAAGCAGCAGCUUGCAAGUCACGGUGGAGCGGUAGCCCCAGGGCAGCAGGGGCAUGCGGGCACGCUGACGCUUGCGGCGCAGCUGGCGGGUUUGGUGUCUGGUCCUGUUUCGCCGGCGCCUCGACUGUGGCCGUAUGCCGGUCGUCAGCCCGUGCAGCCACAGCGGCUCAGUCGGGCGGACGCUUCCCACGUUGAAGGGCCGCCAGCCAGGCGAGCCUCAGCAGCCUGUGGCCCCUCGCCGCCGGCGGCGACCGGGCGGGUGGUGCAGACAGGGACAGUGAAAAGAGCAAACAGCGGUCUGGGUCGAACGUUGGCGGCGGCGGCAGCUGAAGACGCAGCCAAGUUCGCGCCGAGUUCGCGAGCUGCGAACGCGGAAGGGGCGAACGACGCCGCUGGAGCGGGGGAAAAACCGCGGACGGUGUUCAUCGGGAACAACAAGGCCUCUUACCAUCCUGACAAGCAGGAAUGGAGGACGCGAUAUUACCAAGAUGGGAGGCGGUGCAUGCGGACAUACUCUGCAAAGUAUUACGGCUACGAGAGGGCAAAGUGCCUGGCGGAGUGCUUUAUCCGCUUCGUUCAGACACACGGCGCACUUCCCAGCCAACAAACGCUUCUCCUUGCGGCGGAGAGAGCGCAGCAGCAGCAAACGCUCACUCAGCUGGCAAACGACGCCGUGGCGCCUGCCGCCGCUGGUGCCGCCUCUCCUUCCAACAAAUCCGCCGCCGAUGUCGGGUUCUCUCGAGCGCCGGCUGCGGGGGCAGAGGCAGCGGGGUCGUGUCCAGCAGCAGCAGCCCAAGGCCUGUCUGAGCCGCAAGGUGUGGACGCGUUUCUGAGCCCGUUUGCGGGUAAUGGGCUGGCGCAUUCCGUCGCGACAGCGAGCGCUAAGGACUCCGUCUUGGGAAGUGAACCUUCGUCGCCGACAGCCACGUCGGAGAGCGCAUCGUUUCGCGCCUCCGCGCGCUCGCGUCCUGUCUCGACAUCGCAUUCUGGAAAAGGGGCAAAGGGAGAGCGCCAAGUGGAGGUGAAGGGCGUGAACGGGGGCGUGGCGUCUCCGGGGAGAACGGACGACGUGAGAUCGCGGCGAGCGGGUCUCAAGAGGCGGAGGGAAAGCGUCGCGGGGGCGGAGGAGGGCUCGGGCGUCACGACCUCCUGUCGGCACUCGGCGACGGGUGCGGACAGCAGACUCGUCUCUAAACUUCCCACGAACAAGGCGCCGAAAAGGGCGGAUGGGGUCGAUGCGAGGAUUUCGAAGCAUAUUGACCAGCAACGCCUAUUAAAGCGCAACACGACAAGCGAUGUGCGCUCCCUCGUGAGUUCUGCUGCCCUUGCCCCCUCCGUUGAGGCGCGAGCAAAUUCUGAGAUGCAGACGCAGGGCCUUGCAGAAGACGAGGCGGCGUUGUCGCCUCUCUCCGACGUCAGCAAGCAACUUCCACUGGCGCUUCUUCGUCAACUUUUUCCUGCGUCUUCCUCCGCUGACAGCGCUUCGGAAAGUUGUCUGGCGCACACCAGUGACGAUCCGAAGCAGUCCGCGUCUUCGUCCGCCGCCUUGGCUCCAUCCGGUUUCUCCACUCCUCUGUCUUCGUUCGCGUCGACUGCCUCAGCAGCUGCGGACGCCUUGGCCCUGGCUGUGGCGUCGGCGGGGAAGGAGUGUGCGAGGUGGAACGAAGGCACACCAGGAGGAAACUGCUCGCCAGACGGCGGCGCAGGCGAAACCAUGAGACUGGGGAGAGUGGAGGCAGGACGUGAAGCUCCAUUUGUGGAAACAGCUUGCAAAGAGGAUUCAGAAGAGGACGUCGUUGGGGAUGGCGCCUUCAGGCCAGUCGGUGUUGGCGGCGAUUCGACAGAUCGCCCUGGAGGCGUGCAAAAAGUGUUGCUGCAGGGAGCAGCGGAAGGGGGAGAAGAACAGGGACUUCCCCGGACGGAAGACAGCCAAUUUUUGCCGAAGAACGCAGAUGUGGCUCUUGUGGAGUCGUCCAUGGAUGACGACAGAACCGCAUCCCUUCUGCAGGCUUUUUUUGAUGGCUGCGUGUUGGAGUCGCUCCAGAGGGGCAGAGCCCAUCCCGGAGGUGAAGGCCUUGCUGAGGCGGCGAGCGACUGGAAGGCGGAGGACUAUGGACGUCGGCUAGAGGCGAGGCGCGCGACACGCCCGCAGCCUGGCCUUGUUUCUGCGUUGGGGGACACUGAAGGGAAGGACAGAGAGCGUGGAGACACGCGCAAAUGCGGAGGUGAAAUUCAAGGUCUGCCGUCGAGUCUGAGCUCUCGCGGCUCGUUUUCCAUCACAUCUGCGUCAACUGCUGAGCUGUAUCCGUCGGCGGCUGCUGGACUUCCUGUAUACGCCAGCGUUUCUUCUUUAUCGCUGUCGGAUCCGCGGCUGAUGCAGUUGCUCGCAGACCGGGCGGCGCUCCAUUCUCAAGCGGGGGGCCGCGGUCGCAGUGACGGUUUCCGCCACCUUUCUGUUCCCCUCGCUGACGAGAAAAUGGCGCGCCUGCUUUCGAUGGAAGACAAAGAGGGAGUUGUGGUUGGCGAGAAGAAUACUCUGCCUGCACCAUACAGUGACACGACUCCACACGCACGUGGCUCGAGACCCGCUGAGGGCGUCUUGCGUGAUCAGAAGGCCGUUGGCUCCCUUCCUGACGACCCCCGAGGCAGGGAAGGAGUUAGCAGAGGAAGCGGCUGCGAUGCUCUGCUUCUGCGAAGCGUCCUCCAGCAGAGUAGGGCCUGUGCGCGGACACGGGGGUGUAUCUCGGCGGAGGUGCUUGCGAGCCUCAGCCGCUCUGUGGGUACCGCUGGCGACGACCCAGGAGGCAAGCGUGAGAAAAUUGCCAGUGUGUUCCAGCAGGGGGAGAAGCUCCUCGGCCUGCAUGAUGCAAGUCUUCGCACUGUUUCCACUCUGCCCAGUGCGGUUCUGUGCGCCGUCUCGGAUCUCCUUUCUGUCUUUGUUCUCGGCGAGCAACAGGCAGAGAAGAAUGAGAGAUCGGGGAAACAAGAAACCCUGGAGUCUGACGAGGAUCAGAGCGGCAGUGCUGGGAGUUCAGGGCCCGCUCCUCAGUCCGCGGAGGAAGAAAUGACGACUGUUGGUGGCGGCGAGAGUGUGAAGCGGGCAACUUGCGAGGAGGCAAUGAGCGGGACGAAGCGUGAGCGACCUGAGCGAGACUUUACCCUGAAGCUUUCUUGUCCAGAGUCUCUUGCAGAUCGCUUGUUGAACUCGCAUGUUGCCUCUCUCUGUCGUCUGGCAUGUGCGACAGAAGCUCCCCUCUUGUCUGCGUUUUCUUCCGUGUUUUCGGAUGUCGGUGGGGUACUUGAAGGCGAUGCACAGGACGGUGUCUCCACGCCCGCCUCUUUUCUUCCUCUCCGUGUAGACAGCGUUUCUUCGCGUGAAUCGUUGAAUCCCGCACGUCCUCGUGACGCGGCGUCGCAGGCCCUUUCGAGCAUCCAGAGCCUCUCCAUUCGGACUCUCCGCGCAGCGACGGAAGCCUCGCAAGGGGCGGUAGCCGCGGCGGCGGCGGCAGAGAAAGAGGAAGCUUGUCGACGCGCUAAGAGCGACGCAGCAAGCAGAGACUGCGUUGUUACUGCUGGAGUGGCGGAGAGAGCGCAGUGCGUUGGUGUCUCUGCGGAGGGCGCGAGCCGUGAGGCACAUGCGACGGGAGCUGCUGCAUGUCAUGCAGCUGAAAGUCGACUUCCACACGAAGCGGCGUCGGAACCAGAGAAACCGGGCAACGAGAGCCUCAGCAGCGACGCGGCAGCUGGGGGAGGUGAGUUUGGGUCACCAAGUCCGGCCGAAGCGGACGACUCGAGUUGCAGCACUAGUGACGGCAGCACAAUGAGCGAUACCGCUGCGCCCAUUCGGGUCCCCUGCGGCGGCGCUUCCGCAGGAUCCGAAUCUGCGGGAUUUGGCGUCAAAAGCGAGGAAAGCACAGCAAGCGCUGAAACAGGGACGAGGCGAGAGCUCCUGCUUCCCGUGGCGAGUGCGGAGCAAUCGCCUGUUCAAACAGUGGCAGAGGCGAGCGGCGCGGAGCGAGGGAACGUGAAAGCGGCCUGUGUAUCGCGCUUUCGGGUUCUUCAGCGGGAACAGGAGGAUCGGGCGAGGCGGUUGCUGAAGGAGUUCUGGACGAUCCAACAUCUCCAGAACGAGGUGAAGGAAGCAGUUGGCAAAGAAAUGGAGGAGCACGCAAGGCUGCGAGAGCGCGAUGAGGCCACGGUUCGAGUUGGCACUGUCGCAGCUCUUGCGCAGCAGCUUUUCAGGGAUAACAUCGAGCUGUUUCUUCUAUUGCAUGCUGCCCUGAAGGCAGAAGGGAGAGCUAGUUCGGCGGAAGCCCAAGGCAUCAAACGGAGGGCGCAGCUCGUGGAACAAGGCACACAGGGAAACCGAGGAAGCUGUGAGGGUAAAGGGGGUUUGUCUGUGAAGAACUCAGAGGGAUCGGUAGCAGCAGGAGGAGAAAUUUCACGGGAAGAGGAAGAAGGAGAUGCAACUCCGCAGCUGGCUGCGCUUUCUUCUCCGACCAGCGAUUCUUCUCCGAGCGCAGCGCCGUGCUCAAGCGCGUCGUCCUGCUCACAGGAAUCCUCGGUGGAGCCUGCUGCUUCUACCGUAGUCUGUGUUUCUGCGCUGGAUGUGGCAAGGGAGCGGACUGGCGCUGAGCAGCCCGAGGCGCAGCAAGGUUGGCUGCAACACAAGGAGUUGGACGGGGACGUAGGGCGGGGCAAGGGAGGCAAAGGGACGCUUUUUAGCGGAUCAUCAUGCUCUAUUCCAAGGGACGUAAGCGAAAGGGGCGGCGCAUCAGUCGACUCGAGCGUGUCGGACGCCCUCUGCGCUCUCCAGCGCACUGUCCAGAGCCUCAGUGCGCGGCAAGGACAGAUCGCGGAGCUUGCCAAGACGUGUCUUUCGCUUAUCGCGCUCCAGCGUCGGGUGCUGGCUGAGCGUCAAUCCCUGUUGGCAGUUACGAUUGAGGCGCUCGGCCUGGCGGGUGACCACGGGGGGGUGAGCAGACUUCAGUGUGACGGAGGCAACGGGUCGAGUGAUCAUGAGAUUGCGGAGGACGGCAAAGCCGGAUGCUGCUCAGCUGCGUCUGGCGUUGAUAUCAAUCAGUCUGGGCGAGAGGCUGCUGCUGACCUAUGUGGCAGAUCGAAAAGUUUUGCAGAGAAAGCGGGGUCGCGUGCUGAAAAUUCGGCAGAAGGGGGCAUUCGAACAUUUGGAGAUGAUAAUGCAAGUGCUUGCAGUAGCAAGGUGUGUGGAGUGGGAGAUAGUGACGAAGAGCAGUUUGCCGUAGCUGCGAAGUCCGACGAGGAAGGUGUGGGUGCGGCUGAGGCACCGUGCCCUUCUGUCAGCACGGCGCGUGAGGGCACUCUUUUCAGUGAAGACGAGAGGAAGAGCAGCACGCCAGAGAUCGGUGUGCGGGCCUCCGACAAGAGUUCCUCCGCAGCGGACAUCCUUCGGUUUCUUUCUUCUGAUUGUGGGGCUGUAGGGGUUGAUAAAGCUCACGCGGAGAAGGCGCAGUUGCGUGCUUUGUCAGGGGUGAUGUAUUACCAACCUGCUUUUGCGGGAGUGGAGAUGAAGGGCGAACGCACCAGUGAUCUGGCUUCCGGCACCGCUGGGUGCGGCACUGAGCCGGCGGGUGGUCCGUCUCAUGGCUUGGUUACUACAGAGGUCCCGCCUGAGCCUGCGAAGAUGGCUGAAUCCCAGAAGGUUGGCUUCUUAGGGCUUGGCGAGCUGCUCGGCAGUUCGGCGGUGUGGGAGAGGAUGCGAAGAACGCCGCAGGCCAACUCGCCGUCUUGUCCGUCUUCCGAAGCGCUUCCGCAGGGUGCCGCAGCAGCCUUUUCUGGCCCCCUGUCCGACGUGGGAAGAUCGGAUUCAGCGUGCGCGGUGAUGAGCGACAGCGCGUCACAUUUGCAUCGGAUCAACUGGCAGGUCCCCGAGCAGCUCCAGGACGAAGCUGCAGGUAUGAAGAGGCCUUUUGCGUUCAGUAAUACUGCACUCAGCCGGUCGUCGAGUGGACUCGGUGGUGGGCAAGACGAGAGCGCAAGGAAGGAAACGGAGGCAUUCCUUUUGAGUCUUCAGACAGAAAAUGUCCCCUCGAUGCCGGAGAUCAGCACGUUUUUGCACCUGAAGGGCGACGGAUCCCCCACGGACACUCUUGGCGACCGUGCGUCUCUUGCGGGGGGCCCUCCGAGUCGACCCUCGAGAAGCUGA